Messenger RNA from Arachis duranensis, 1319 nucleotides. Its product is annotated as transcription factor bHLH30. The transcript has 2 exons. Bases 288 to 1019 code for a protein of 243 amino acids. Gene Ontology annotation, biological process: regulation of DNA-templated transcription. NCBI's taxonomy places the organism in Eukaryota, Viridiplantae, Streptophyta, Magnoliopsida, Fabales, Fabaceae. The record is from RefSeq and is a predicted model, not a curated record. Gene Ontology annotation, molecular function: DNA-binding transcription factor activity; protein dimerization activity.
AAGCCUUUUUCUUUCCCUCUUUGUUUUCUUCUUUCUUCUUGUUUUUCUUUGUCCUUAUGGAAAUUACACAACAACACAACACCACUACCAAACAUAAAGCUGCUGCUGCUGCUUCUUCUUCUUCAACAACUUCACCUUAUUAUUAUUCCAAGAUUGGUAUUGUCUUUUGUGUGCUGUUUAACUCACCAAAAACCUCAUAUACAUAGACAUUAAUUGUGUUUCUGUUUGUUUGUUUCCUUUUGACUUUUGAGUUUGAGAUACCCUUUUGUUUGGUUUGGUUUUGGGAUAUGGAAAUGGAAGGUUUUGCUGCUUCAUCAGAGAGGAGUAGUGGUGUUGGAGGUGGGUAUGCUUCAUCUUCUUCACUGGUUUUGGAUAGGGUGAAGGGUGAGUUGGUUGAAGCACCUGUGAAAUUAGAGCGCAAGGGUGUGUUCCCUGAGAGAACCAUUGAAGCUUUGAAGAACCACAGUGAAGCUGAGAGGAGGAGAAGAGCUAGAAUCAAUGCUCACCUUGAUACACUCAGAACUGUCAUCCCUGCUGCUAACAAGAUGGACAAAGCAUCAUUACUGGCUGAGGUUAUUAGACAUCUGAAGGAGCUGAAAACGAAUGCAGCACAAGCAUGUCAAGGCCUAAUGAUACCAAAGGACAAUGAUGAAUUAAGAGUUGAAGAACAAGAAGGUGGAUUGAAUGGCUUCCCUUAUUCAAUAAGAGCAUCUCUAUGCUGCGAAUACAAACCCGGCUUGUUAUCUGAUAUAAGACAAGCACUUGAUGCACUUCAUCUUAUGAUAAUAAGCGCAGAGAUCGCGACGUUAGGAGGCAGGAUGAAAAAUGUGUUUGUGAUAAUCAGCUGUGAAGAACAGAGCUUUGAAGAUGCUGAGUAUAGGCAGUUCCUGGCCGGAUCGGUUCACCAAGCUCUUAGGUCUGUUCUUGAUAGAUUUUCUGUUUCACAGGACAUCUUAGAGUCUAGAAAGAGGAGGAGAAUUUCUAUAUUCAGUUCAUCAUCCUUGGAAGAUUUUUUGUAAGAACCUUGUUUUUAUUUGGUUUAAGGUAAUUUUAAGUCCCCAAUAUGCAUAGCUUAUAUUAUAUAUCUGGUUAUGAUCAGGAGAUAGCAAUGUUUCAUGUUUCAUGUUACAUGAAUGAAUCAUGCAAAUGUUUCAGAUUGAGCUAGCUAGGUUGGUAGCUGAUCAGUGAUCACAGCAUUUGAUGUUUUAACCAAUUAGAGAAUAUGAUGUUUUGUAUGAUAUUGUUGAAUCUUGUUUGGGACUUGUUUGGAAAAGUGUUAAUAAGUUUACCUGUUAAUUAUAAUAUGCUUUGUACUUAAA